CCCCCAUAUUUCAAAUUUCAAAUUAUUUGCUGGGACAAGCUGACCUCUCUUCUCUCCUUUCCAUCUCUCGCUGCUGUAGUGCUAACUCCUCGGAAUUUCUCUUUCUCCGCCCAAAUAUACAGUCUUGAAAUAUCUCCGAGAUGUCAACUCCUCAAAAUGAUCCGCUUCAGCAAAUGGAAACAACAUGUGGGUUGUUGCUGCAUGAACUGCAGAUUAUAUGGGAUGAAGUUGGGGAGUGUGAUACUGAGAGGGACAAAAUGCUAUUUGAGAUUGAACGAGAAUGCUUGGAAGUGUAUAGAAGAAAAGUAGAUCAAGCUAACAGGAGCAGGGCUCAGCUAAGGCAGGCUAUUGCUGAUUCAGAAGCGGAGCUUGCAGCUAUCUGUUCUGCUAUGGGGGAGCGCCCCGUGCACAUUAAGCAGUCUGAUCAGAACAAAGGAGGUUUGAAGAUGGAACUUAGAGCCAUUGUUCCAGCACUAGAGGAGAUGCAGAAGAGGAAAUCUGACAGAAAGAAUCAAUUCAUUGAAGUUGCGGAGCAGAUACAUAAGAUUAAGAAUGAAAUCUUUAGGUUUACUUCUACAAGCAUGGUUGUGGAUGAAAGUGAUUUAUCAUUACGAAAGCUCGAAGAAUUGCAUACAGAACUGCAUUCACUUCAAAAAGAAAAGAGUGAACGCUUGAAGCAGGUUCUGGAUCACCUAGGUACUUUGAACUCACUAUGCUCGGUUCUUGGCAUGGAUUUCAAACAUACUAUAAGUGAGGUGGAUCCAAGUCUAGGCGAAUCAGAAGAAAUUAAGAACAUUAGUAAUGAUACCAUACAAAAUUUAGCAGCUGCAAUACAAAGACUACAAGAAGUUAAGUUACAAAGGAUGCAGCAGCUACAAGAUCUUACUACAUCCAUGUUGGAACUAUGGAAUUUGAUGGAUACACCCAUUGAAGAACAAAAGAUAUUUCAGAAUGUUACUUGUAAGAUAGCUGCCAAAGAGCAUGAGAUAACAGAGCCUGACAUGUUGUCUGUGGAAUUCAUUGCUCAUGUUGAGGGAGAAGUGUCCCGUUUGGAAGAACUGAAAGCAAGCAAAUUGAAGGAGCUUGUUUUGAAGAAGAGGUCAGAACUAGAGGAGAUCUAUAGGAAAACACAUAUUGUUGCUGAUUCAGACAGCGCAAUGAGUAUAGCCAUUGAGGCUAUUGAAUCUGGAGCUGUCAAUGCUGCUUCUGUCCUUGAGCAAAUUGAGCUCCAAAUAGCUCAAGCUAAAGAGGAAGCUUUUAGCAGAAAAGACAUUCUAGACAAAGUCGAGAAAUGGAUUGCUGCAUGUGAGGAGGAGUGUUGGCUUGAGGAGUAUAACAGGGAUGAAAACCGCUACAAUGCUGGACGAGGCACCCACCUUACUCUGAAGCGUGCUGAGAAAGCUCGUGCCUUGGUUAAUAAGAUUCCAGCAAUGGUGGAGGCAUUGGCAUCAAAAACAAAAGCAUGGGAGAAUGAAAGAGGAACUAUAUUCACUUAUGAUGGUAUUCGUGUUCUCUCUAUGCUUGAAGAGUAUAUCUAUCUUGCGGGAAGAAAGGAGCUAGAACGUAAGAGGCAGAGGGUAUGA
Molecule: messenger RNA, 1583 nt
Organism: Nicotiana attenuata
Lineage: Eukaryota; Viridiplantae; Streptophyta; Magnoliopsida; Solanales; Solanaceae
Product: 65-kDa microtubule-associated protein 3-like
Exons: 11
Coding region: 141-1583 (480 amino acids)
Biological process (GO): microtubule cytoskeleton organization
Cellular component (GO): spindle; cytoplasm
Molecular function (GO): microtubule binding
Source: RefSeq, a predicted model, not a curated record